Molecule: messenger RNA, 2220 nt
Organism: Andrographis paniculata
Lineage: Eukaryota; Viridiplantae; Streptophyta; Magnoliopsida; Lamiales; Acanthaceae
Exons: 8
Coding region: 36-1949 (637 amino acids)
Biological process (GO): L-threonine catabolic process
Molecular function (GO): threonine deaminase activity; pyridoxal phosphate binding
Source: RefSeq, a predicted model, not a curated record
UGCACAACAAACCACCAAACCUUUUUCAGCACGUGAUGGACGUCCUCCGAUUCGGCCCUCCACCGACGCAGUCGUUUCCCGGCGGCGCCAGGCUAUUCAACGCAGCCGUAAAAUUUUCCGACGACGGCGCGGGGCGGCGCCGCCGCGCGUCUAUCAUUCGCGCGGUGGCAGCUCCUUCGAAGAAGAAGGAGGAUCCGCCGUUAAUCACACUUCCCUCCACUGCUCUGCCGCACGACCCAAACGGACUGAUUCUCGAUCUCUCCCAAAAAUCCGCCGCCGCAGACGGCGGCGACGGCGACGGCGAUAUGACUCCGACGGAUUAUCUGAAGGCGAUCCUGCUGUCUAAAGUUUACAAUUUGGCGGUUCGGACGCCAUUAGAGAAAGCUGAGAAGCUUUCAACAAAAGGGGGGUAUAAUUUGUACCUCAAGAGAGAAGACAAUCAGCCCGUGUUUUCAUUCAAGCUUCGAGGGGCUUACAAUAUGAUGGCGAAUCUCGAAGAAUCUCAGAUUGAAAAUGGCGUAGUUACUGCGUCAGCAGGGAAUCACGCACAAGGCGUGGCUUUGUCUGCAUUCAAUUUGAAACGGAAAGCCUGGAUUUUUAUGCCUAUCACUACACCACAAAUUAAGAUUGACGCUGUUAUUAGUUUCGGAGGAGAGUAUGUGCAAGUAAAACGUACUGGGAAUUCGUUUGACGAAGCACAAGAUGCAGCCUUAAAAUUCGCCGACGAAGAACACAAAACUUACAUUCCGCCUUACGAUGACCCCGCCGUUAUCGCCGGCCAGGGGACCGUCGGGAUGGAAAUUAUGCAGCAAAUGAAGGACCCGAUCGAUGCAAUUUUCGUCCCGAUUGGCGGCGGCGGCCUUGUCUCAGGCAUUGCCACGUACGUAAAGUCGCUCGCGCCGGAAAUAAAGGUCAUAGGAGUCGAGCCUUUCGACUCCAACGCCAUGGCCGUGUCUCUCGAGUAUGACGAGCGAGUGAAGCUCGACACCGUCGGGACUUUCGCCGACGGUGUCGCCGUCAAACAGGUCGGGAAAGAGAAUUUCCGGCUGUGCCGGGAAUUGCUAGACGGCGUCGUUCUUGUCACCCGCGACGCGAUUGCCGGAGCCAUAAAGGACAUGUUCGAAGAGACGAGGACCAUUUUGGAGCCAUCGGGAGCUCUGUCCAUCGCCGGGGCGGAUGCGUAUUGCCGAGCGCAUAAACUCAAGGGCGUAAACGUUGUCGCUAUUUGCAGCGGCGCAAACAUGAAUUUCGACACCCUCCGGCUCGUGGCCGAGAUGGCGAACAUCGGGACAGGACAGGAACAUAAACUCAUGACUUCUCUCCCGGAGGAACGAGGAAGCCUCAACAAAUUUGUAGACAUUUUGGGUGAUGUGAAGAUCAGUGAAAUUAACUACAGAUACAAUGCAGGCUUAGACGCAUUAGUAAUCUACAGUUUGGAUGAUAUGUCAGAAGAAAAGCUUUCUGAGGUUGUUGACAAAUUGUCGAAAUCUAAUUUGCCAACAGUUUUGCUCGACAAUAAUCAAUUUGCCAAAGACCAUUUGGGCCAUAUGGUCGGCGGGCGGGCGGCGGUUAAAGACGAACAAAUUUUCCAGUUCGUUAUACCCGACCGGAGCGGCACUCUAUCUAAAUUGCUCGGCGCAUUCCCGGCGCAAUCGAACAUAAGCUGGUUGCAAUACCGGUCGAAGGGAGACUUCCAAGGGUCCGUAAGCGUCGGCGUCGAAGCCAACGAGGCCGAGAAGGGGAAGCUUUACGAGAAUGUAAAGAACAUCGGGUUCCCGGUUAAAAUCGAGACAGACAAUGUUGCUGUCAAGUUUAUGAAUGCAACUGGCCACGCUGCAUCCAAGGUUGUAAAGGAAUCCGGAAAUUCUGCCUCCGAUGUUAUAAAGGAGUCAGGAAAAACUGCUACCAAAAUUGUAAAGGGCGCGGCUGCUUUGCUUCCGAAAUCUUGAUGUCGAUGAAGACGGGAAACUUCUGGUAGACAAGGCUAGGCCUUGUCCGAGACAAUAAUCGAAUGUCACCCGUUGUUACAAUGCGGUGACCACCGAGUAAUAAUGACGCACUGUCGAAAUCUUUUAUAUGUUCUUUGAAAAUAGCGCAAAACAUUGUUUCGCGCAUUUACCAUGUUGUAAUGCUUAUGUGUUACUAUGAUGGUGUAGUGUAAUGAAUAAUUCAUCAAUAGUAGCGAUGAAAUUUACAUAUGUUCGUAAUUGUUAAGGUCAA